AUGUCGUCGUGCGGGCCCCCGCGGAGCUACAACGCCGACGACGACAAUUACGACAACGACUACGACUUUGACGACGACGAGGCGGGUGUGGGAGGAAUGGGGGGGAUAGGUUGCGGGCCCUUUGGCAACGUCGUCAGAGGUGCACCGGCCCUCGCUGACGGCGGCUCGGAUCUGGGCGCGGAAACGGGUGCAAGUUCGACCUGGGUACGCACGGGGUUCCGCAACCCGUGGCCCAGCGCCGUCAAGCCCACCCUGGCACAGGUCUGGGCCGGCCUCGAGUGGGGCGAGGAUCGAGAUCCCUGCAUCCCCCUCGCCGUCGAGGCUGCACGCACACUCGUCGAUCGUACCCCCGCCCCCGCUUCAGCGGAUCUCGAUGCAAAGUACCGUGACGACAACGAGGGCAACGACGAGGACGAGGACGGAGAGAUUGAAGAUACGCUUUUCAAUCAACAACACCUCGGCGCGGCGGGCAUCGACGACCAAACGGCAAGACGGACGGCCGACACAUUGCUGCGCCGCGUGGCGCCCGACUUUACCAUUCCGGACGGCGUCAGGUCCAAAACGACGUGGCUCGGCCACGCUUCCGUCCUGCGACCGAUCCGGAUCCUGAUUGAUCCCAUCUUUUCCACGCGCUGCUCCCCGACCCAGGUCGCGGGGCCCUACCGCUCCUACGCGGCGCCGUGUGCGGUGCAGGACCUGCCGCCCAUCGACGUCGUCCUCAUCUCGCACAACCACUACGACCACCUCGACCUGUCGACCGUCGCCGAGCUCUGGCGCCGCAACCGCGCCUCGCUCCGCUUCGUCGUCCCCCUCGGCAAUCGGCAGUGGUUCCUCGCCCCCGACCAGAGUGGUGGGUUCGGCGUGGAUCCGGAUAGGGUCGUUGAGCUCGAUUGGUGGGAGUCGAUCUGUUUGCGGUUUGCCGGCGGGGAAGGGGUCGGGGAUGAGGAGGACGGGGAGGGGGAGGCAGAUGAGGAGGGCGAGGGCGAGGAAGAGGAAGAGGGCCAGGGCCAGGUCGAGAUUACGUGCACGCCCGCCCAGCAUGGAUCGGGUCGAGUCGGCCUGGACGCAAACGUCUCGCUCUGGUCGUCGUGGUACAUUUCCUCGUCGUCGUCGUCGCCACCAUUGAUCGCCGACCAGUCAAGCCCGGACGGGAACGGCAAAGGGGCCAUCGGAUCGCACCGCAUCUUUUUCGCAGGCGACACCGGGUUUCAGAUGCACACUUCGCCCCACUACCCUCCUUGCCCCUCUCCCUCUCCCUCGUCGGCGCACACCAUCGACAUCGACAUUGACGAGGCGGAACGGGAGCAGGAGCGGGAGGGGGAGGGGGAGGGGGAGGGAGGGGCAGCGACGUGUCCGGCGUUUGACGAGAUCCGGACGCGGCUGGGACGGCCGCACGUCUCGCUGCUGCCCGUCAGCGUGGGUGCGACGCUGUCGUUUGUGCGGAGCUACGUGCCCCUCUCUGACCGCUUCAGCCCGCUGCCGCGCAUCAAACCCGGCUUGACGGGCGGAAACCACGCUACGCCCUGGGACGCCCUGCGCAUCUUUGACAUCCUCACCAACCCCCCGAAACGGCAACACCACCAAGAGCACAACGACCAAGGGGACGCAGAGGAGUACGUGGCGGUGGCGAUUCACUGGGGUACCUUUGUCUCUGGACCGCUCGAAGUCGUCAAGACCGUCGGUAAUACCCUCUGGGCCUGCCAAGCCCAACACGUCCGGCUCCGACUUGGCGACGACGCACUCCUCCACGAACCGCGCUCCAACGACGACGACACCGACGACGACGGGCAGAAGGGCGACGGACCGGCGUCGCCGAAUCGAUCCCGCCGCCAUCGCCACGAGGGCGCCAAGAGGACCUUCCGCAUCCUGGAUCACGGCGGUAGCGUCUCGCUCUAG
Pseudozyma flocculosa PF-1 is the source of this 1896-nucleotide messenger RNA. RefSeq lists its product as uncharacterized. The coding region runs from base 1 to 1896 and encodes 631 amino acids. The record is from RefSeq and is a predicted model, not a curated record. Gene Ontology annotation, cellular component: membrane-bounded organelle; cytoplasm. NCBI's taxonomy places the organism in Eukaryota, Fungi, Basidiomycota, Ustilaginomycetes, Ustilaginales, Ustilaginaceae. Gene Ontology annotation, molecular function: N-acylphosphatidylethanolamine-specific phospholipase D activity. The transcript is spliced from 3 exons. Gene Ontology annotation, biological process: N-acylethanolamine metabolic process; N-acylphosphatidylethanolamine metabolic process.